CAACAACUCAUAUACGCAUGCGCGAGUAAAUAGACUAUCGCGAUAUUUUGCAGAGCACAAGUGCUGUAGUUUUUUCCCCAGUCUAAUCUGUGGCUCCUGCCCAUUGGAAAACGACAAUUCCCAAAAACACACACAAUCUAUCGUCCGUGCCGUGGGUGUUUGCAAUGGUGGUGUCGGUGGGACAUUGAAUGACUUUGGCUCCAUCACGAAACUAGCUAGGUUUUAUUCAUUUUAUUUAUAAAGCGCGAGCAUGGAGGCUCUUAUCCCCGUAAUAAACAAGCUGCAAGAUGUAUUUAACACCGUGGGAGCGGAUAUCAUACAGCUGCCGCAGAUAGCAGUAGUGGGGACUCAGAGCAGUGGUAAGAGCUCAGUGUUGGAGAGCCUGGUGGGUAGAGACCUGCUGCCUCGUGGGACUGGCGUCGUCACUAGGCGACCUCUCAUCCUCCAACUGGUCCAUGUAGAUCCUGGAGAUGCAAGGAAAAAUGAGGACGGAGGCAGAGAAGGUGAAGAGUGGGGCAAGUUUCUGCACACAAAAAAUCAGAUCUACACAGAUUUUGAAGAAAUCCGGCAAGAAAUUGAAAAUGAAACGGCGCGAAUAUCUGGGAAUAAUAAGGGGAUCAGCGAUGAUCCCAUUCAUCUGAAGAUAUUUUCUCCUCACGUUGUCAACCUCACGCUGGUGGAUCUGCCUGGAAUCACUAAGGUGCCCGUGGGUGAUCAGCCUAAUGACAUUGAGGUUCAGAUAAAAGAUCUAAUCGUGAAGCACAUCUCCAACCCUAACUGUAUCAUCCUGGCCGUCUCCGCGGCGAACACAGACAUGGCCACCUCGGAGGCCCUCAAGGUGGCCCGGGAGGUCGACCCCGACGGCAGGAGGACACUGGCUGUGGUGACCAAGCUGGACCUGAUGGACGCCGGCACUGAUGCCAUGGACGUGCUGAUGGGCAGAGUCAUUCCUGUUAAACUGGGUCUCAUUGGAGUCGUCAACAGGAGCCAGCUGGACAUCAACAAUAAAAAGUCUGUGUCCGAUGCCAUUCGGGACGAACACGCUUUCCUGCAGAAGAAAUAUCCGUCUCUUGCCAACAGGAACGGAACCAAAUACCUGGCCAGAACCCUGAACAGGUUACUGAUGCAUCACAUCCGAGAAUGCCUCCCUGAGCUGAAGACACGGAUCAACGUCCUGGCAGCCCAGUACCAGUCCCUGCUCAGCAGCUACGGCGAACCUGUGGAAGACCAAAGUGCCACCUUGCUCCAGCUCAUCACAAAAUUUGCCACCGAGUACUGCAACACCAUAGAGGGCACGGCCAAAUACAUCGAGACGGCAGAACUGUGCGGCGGAGCCAGAAUUUGUUACAUAUUCCACGAGACUUUUGGCAGAACAUUGGAGUCGGUGGAUCCUCUGGGAGGACUCAGCACCAUCGACAUCCUAACAGCCAUAAGGAACGCCACAGGCCCGCGUCCAGCCUUGUUUGUGCCUGAGAUUUCCUUUGAGCUGUUGGUGAAGAAGCAGGUGAAACGCCUGGAGGAGCCCAGUCUGCGCUGCGUGGAGCUGGUCCACGAGGAGAUGCAGAGGAUCAUCCAGCACUGCAGCAACUACAGCACACAGGAGCUGCAGAGAUUCCCUAAGCUGCACGAGGCCAUUGUGGAAGUAGUCACCUCCCUCCUGAGGAAGAGGCUGCCGGUCACCAACGAGAUGGUGCAUAACUUGGUUGCAAUAGAGCUGGCCUACAUCAACACCAAACAUCCAGACUUUGCAGACGCCUGUGGGGUCAUGAAUAACAACAUAGAGGAGCAAAGGAGAAACCGGAUGAGAGAGCUGCCCUCUUCAGUGCCCAGGGACAAGUCUGUUGGCAAAGGCCCGGCUGGCCCAACUGGGGUUUCUGGCGAGCCUUCUGCGUCUGCAGCCGACAUGGACGGUGCCAAGGCUGCAGGGCCCCAGGGUGAGCAGGACAGCACAGGGAACUGGAGGGGGAUGCUGAAGAAAGAAGAGGAAGCCACCGGCUCCGGACCUGGAAGCCCACUUAAAGGAGUUGUCAACCUGCUCGAUGUGCCUGUGCCGGUGGCCAGGAAGCUGUCAUCACGUGAGCAGCGGGACUGUGAGGUCAUCGAGCGCCUCAUCAAGUCUUACUUCCUCAUCGUUCGCAAGAAUAUACAGGACAGUGUGCCGAAGGCAGUGAUGCACUUCCUGGUCAACCAUGUGAAGGACAGCCUCCAGAGCGAGCUUGUUGGCCAGCUGUAUAAGUCUGGCCUCCUCAACGACCUGCUGACUGAAUCGGAGGACAUGGCCCAGCGGCGCAAGGAGGCCGCUGACAUGCUACAGGCGUUGCAAAAAGCCAGCCAGGUUAUCGCUGAGAUCAGGGAAACACAUCUGUGGUGAAGAAUCAACAAAGGGAGCUGACAUGUUAUCUCCUCAUCAUGCCUAAAGGGCCGACGCUCCAUGCACUCAUCAUGUCUGAACAUGAAGUUUGGAUUUGCAACCAUGAAAAUGCACUGUUCUGAUCCCUGCUCAAAGUAGGUAUCAUUGGCUCACAAGCUACCUGAAAGAAAUGUAAGUUAAAGUUUAUUUAAAAUGCUUGGUGUUGUCUAGAGUAUGCAAAUGCCCUGCAUCUGUUAGCUAAUGUUCAAGAGAACGUUUUAGAAACUGCAGUUGUCACCCAUAGCUCCUGGAGGAAUCGAGAGUGCUGCCAAAGGCAAAGUACUUAAUUUUUGACAGACUGUGGCUAACCACUAUGGAAAUGGACUUUUGUGUGAAGUGGAAAUUAAAGUUUUGAUGCCAUUUUGGCAGCUCCACAAAGCAUUGUGCUAAUGUUAAACUUGGGCUCGAGGUUAUAUUUAAAAAAUCCAAAACAAUAUUCAUCUGAUCUGUAACGGUUCCAUUAGCUGUCAUGUGUCAGAAACAUGGACCCUCAGAAGUCCUAAUGUAACAAAACAGCAGCGAUCAGUUCACUGAAGUUUUACUGGCAGCAAAUGUUAGUCUUCCUGCCUGUGUACAUACAUCACUUUAUUUUUUGCACUUGUCACACUAAUGUAUAGACAGUCCAUCAUCCUGACACUAUAUUGCAAUCAGAAUCAUUUAUUUAUUAAUGUGUUAUUUAAAAGUGGAUAAUGUCAAGCACUGUAACAGCUUGCUGCGGUAAGUCCUUUAAUUAUGUUUACAUAUCGCUGCCUACUUGUGAAAUUGAUGGUGCACUGUGUGGUACUUUGUGUACAAGAAUAAACAGAGGUAUUUUAUUGCCACUUGAAUGA
Cottoperca gobio is the source of this 3240-nucleotide messenger RNA. RefSeq names its product dynamin-1-like protein. Lineage: Eukaryota; Metazoa; Chordata; Actinopteri; Perciformes; Bovichtidae. The record is from RefSeq and is a predicted model, not a curated record. Gene Ontology annotation, biological process: peroxisome fission; mitochondrial fission; mitochondrial fragmentation involved in apoptotic process. The transcript has 19 exons. Gene Ontology annotation, cellular component: mitochondrion; membrane; microtubule. The coding region runs from base 251 to 2371 and encodes 706 amino acids. Gene Ontology annotation, molecular function: GTP binding; microtubule binding; GTPase activity.